AUGAGACCAAAAGCAACACCAUUCAAGAAAAAAGAAGCCGUGAAACGAAAAAAUCGUGGUCAUUGGUCAGCGCAUAAGUAUGAAAUUAUAGCCAAAAGAGCCUUACGAAAUACUCAACUUGAUCAAUCUCAAAUUCUCAAUUUCAAUAACCAUAAUACAAGAAGUUCAACAGCUGAUGAUUUACCGACUAAUUCAUCUGUAAGCGUAUCAUCAGACGAUGGAAUCGAUAUGUUACAUAAUGAUGGCAUUAUCAAUGGCUUUCCAAACGGACACGUUGACGAGACGGAGGACGGUGACGAUGCUUUUUGCAAUAUUUCAGAAAAUUUUGUCUUAAACGAAGAUGAAGAGAAAGAAGAAGAUCAUAACGACGAAUUCGAAGAUGAUCUAACAGAAGAACAAAUGAAAUUCGAAGAUGAUCUAACAGAAGAACAAAUGAAAUUCGCCGAUGAAUUUAUUACCACGGAUACUUCGUCAACGCCAAUUCGUGAUUAUGAUGAGUUAGUAAGUAAAAGAACUGUGAACAUGGAAUUCAAAUUGUACGUUCGAUUUCAGGAUGUUGCAGUUGCAUUAAUAUUGGUAAAAAGAAAACACAAAUGCACAAAUAGUUUAAUCGACGAUAUUUUAAAAUUAUUCACAGUAUUGAAAGUUCCACGUAUUCCAUCAACUUGGUUUAAACUUAAAUCAUUAAUCAAACGAUCAGAAGAAGUCAAUCAUGAGCAGAAAGAAAUGAUAGAAUCAACGUUAUUUUUUUGUCCUGAGUGUGAACAGGAAUCAGCUGAUUCGAACAAAUGUACCAAUGAACAUUGUUUAUCGUAUUUCAACUCAUUGCUUCCUCCACACACUUUCAUGGUAUUUGAUAUUCAACAACAAAUUGAACAAGUGCUAAAGUCAAUUAAUGGAACUGAUUUGGAUUUGUCUAUACAGAUGUCACGAGAUUUUCCUGCAUCAAUGUGUGACAUACAUCAUGGACAAGUUUACAAAAAUGUUUUGCGCUCACUUGAAGAAGAAUCUCAAAAACGUUUUAUAUCUUUAACAUGCAAUAUUGAUGGUGCAGCUGUGUACACAAGUAGUGAACAAAGUAUGUGGGCAUUUACAGCAUGUUUGAACGAACUUAAUCGAUCGAUUCGUUUCGACAUGGACAAAAUCAUAGUUUUUGCAGUUAGUGUUGGUCGAAAGAAACCUUCCCGGAAAAUCAUGCAAAAGAUGCUGAAACCAAUUGUAUCUAGUUUACAUAAACUAGAGCAGCCAAGAUUAUACCAAAUAUCUGAUUAUUCAUAUCAAAUGUUGCGAGUUUAUUUGAUUGGUGUUAGCAACGAUAAACCUGCUAACAGUUUAGUACAAAAUCAACCUGAACCAAAUGCUCUCUAUGGAUGUUCUAAAUGUGAAAUUCCUGGAAAAACAGUUGCAGCAAAGCUCUGUGCAACACCGAAUCAAUCUGCGAAAAUUUCGACGACUUACGUUCGAAUCUUUCCCACUUCGAAAGGUCGGCAACCAGAAAUUCGAUCGAAUGCUCGAUGGUGUGAUAUAAGUCAUGCUGAACAAAAUGGUGUUCGUUUUUACACGAAUGAUCGCAAGUUACAUACGUAUGGUUAUCUAGGGGAAUGUGAAUUAUCCGAGUUAGCUUUUGUGGAUCGUGGCACUACUUUUAUGAGCGAUACUUUACAUUCAGUCUAUCAUGGAGCGUUUAAAAGGUUACUUUUCAUAUGGACUGAAACUUCAAAGAAAGAGUCGUGGUGUUUGGUAAAAGCUUUACCAUCGAUCGUUGACGAUCUUUCCAAGACACUCUAUCCGGCAACAACAGUUCGAGUACCAAGAACGAUUGCCAAGUUUUUGAAGCUGAAAGCAAACGAGUGUAGAGUUUUACUAUUGAUCGGAUAUCCGAUAUUUAAGAAUUACUUGCCUGAUAAAUAUUAUCAACAUCUGCAGAAAUUAGUAUUCGGCAUUACCAUUGGAGAAUCAUCAGAAAUUUCACCUGAAAAGCUGGAAGAAAUGGAUCUAUUAUUGGCUAGCUUCGUAGAUGAGUUUCCUUACAAUGAACGCUACAUCGUUCAGACAGUUCACUGUGUGAAGCAUUUCGCGACAACAGCAAAAGAUUUUGGUCCUUUGUCGAACUACAGUACCUUUAAUUAUGAAAGUGUCAUUGGUACGAAUAUCUGCGAAACGAAAUUUUCUCAGCAGUUUCUAUUUCUUUUAUAUUUACGAGUAGGUUGUUUAUCCUCAUCAGUUCAUGGAACGAAAAGAAUUGGUACAGAAUUGUCAAUCAAUCUUCAGCUAUUCACAAAAGCUUAUUAUGCAUCAAUUCAUCAUUGUUCAUCAUCGGAACUAGUUCCAUUUAUUGACUAUGUUAAAUCAGGAAAGAUUUCUAUCAAUAAGCAUCGUUUAUCGAAUGAGUCUGUACUCGAACAGGAUUUUGAUUUAUUGCGAAGAUUUAUUCCAACAGAAAGCGAAAUAAAACUCAUGAAGUCAAUCAUUCAUAAUGGCUUAGUUCUUUCUACAUUAACCAGUUCAAAGUCAACCACAUUUACAAAUGCUUGUGUAGUUUACAAGUG
Adineta ricciae is the source of this 2549-nucleotide messenger RNA. NCBI's taxonomy places the organism in Eukaryota, Metazoa, Rotifera, Eurotatoria, Adinetida, Adinetidae. The record is from the annotation of a GenBank genome assembly.